Xenopus tropicalis (tropical clawed frog) is the source of this 3776-nucleotide messenger RNA. RefSeq names its product long-chain-fatty-acid--CoA ligase ACSBG2. Bases 619 to 3465 code for a protein of 948 amino acids. Gene Ontology annotation, biological process: long-chain fatty acid metabolic process. Gene Ontology annotation, molecular function: long-chain fatty acid-CoA ligase activity. Lineage: Eukaryota; Metazoa; Chordata; Amphibia; Anura; Pipidae. The record is from RefSeq and is a predicted model, not a curated record. The transcript has 13 exons.
GAUGAUUGGUUGUUGGGUUUAGUUUGGUUUGGGAAUCAGUAGGGGUCACAGGAUUGGCUGCAGCUCACUGUGGGGGAAAGUCUUCUUGCUGAGACAUUGGGGGCCCCUGGUGUUGCCCCAGCUGGGAAAGAUACCCCCAGGAACCAAUGGCAUCUCUAGAGACUACAGAAGGCCAACAUGAAGCUUCAUCUGACAGCUUUGUGGAGAUCUCAGAGAUUGAGGGGGUUAAUCAGUUAUCCCAGAGGGCAAUAUGUGAUAAGGGACAAGAGCCACUACAAGAGACUACUGCAUAUGAGAAAACAGAUGUCUUCCAAGAGACCACGUGGAGCUUCAUUGAUGUAUCUGAGACUGCAGAAAGCAAUGAGCCACAUCAGAACACACCAAGGGCAGGAAUGUUGCCUUUCCGGGUACCUAGGGAGCUUAAUGAGGUCACCAGUAGUUUUAUGGUGAUAAAUGAAAAUGGAGAAACUAAAAUUAUGCCACUAGAAACAACAUGUGGAGCAGAAAACGAAACAACUGAAAGGGACAAAAUUGUGUUUAUAGACAACACAAUCAGCUUUGUUGAGCUUUCUGAGAGCGAGGAAAUGAGAGAACCACUUCAAGAAUCCACAAGAGAAGAUGAACUUGAUGCCCCAGAGACAAGAGCGCACAGAGAGUUUUGCCAUUUUCAGUGACUUUAACGACAACAGAAAUCUGAUUGUGGAGGCCAAAUAUGAGGACCCGCUACAGGAGGAUACCAGUGAAGCCUGCAAUGUGGCUUCCCAAGGGCCGACAUCCAGUUUAUAUAAUCAUUCUAAGGAAGGGAAAGAUCAAAUGGAAGGGGCCGUAUUCCAAAGGUCCCAACUUCAGGCCACUGAGGAAGGCACAGGGGUAACCCAUAUGGUUAUGUGCAACUUUGCAGGUAUCUCUACUGAGCCUGAGGCUACAACGGAUCAACUACAAGUCUUAUCAAGUGAAGCACCUCAGCUAGAACAUGAGGCUACCACAGCACAAAGGAGAGAGGUGUCCCAAGAGACUACCUACAGCUUCAUUAAUAUCACUACUGAGAGCAAGAUGCCAGGAGAGCAACUAGAGGUCUUUACAAGUGCAGUACGGCACCCAGAAAAUGACUCCACCAUGAAGGAACCCAAAGGGAAAAACAUAGCUCAACCAAAAAAGGUCACAGUAGAACGGCAUCAGAAGUCUCCAAGUAAGGUCACAAGUGAGGAAGAUGCUGAUCUCUCCCAUGAAAGAACAUGCAACUGUAAUGAUGUUUGUAAGAAUACGGAAUGGAAUAAUCAACCAAAGGAGCCACCAAAACAGAUGGCGGCAGGCCUAAAUGUCAGGUACCAAGAUGAAUAUAGGCCAACCCUAGAGGUCACUGUGGAGGAGAGUGCAGAUAUGUCUAAUAACCAAUACUGCACUGCUGGUACCACUUUCGAGAGCCAGAAAGAGAACAUUCAAUAUGUUACAGGUAACAAGGGGGACAUAAACCAGCAUUCAGAAUGGGAGGCCAUUGCAGUCCUGCCUGGGGCUGUGAAGCUGAAUGUCCGUGAGGGGCCUCGGGAAGAUAAAAAUAAGAAUGGAAUAAAUCAGCCAGACUUGGGCAACCCACAAGAAAAGUCAGAGAAGGAGAAGGAAGAUGACAGUGAUCCACUCUCUGCAUCUGAGGAACCUCAUCCGGGCUCAGUGGAGGGAACCAAUAAAGAGCCAGAGCAGCAUGAAGAGCUGGCCAGACUGACUGUGUGGGGUGAGGUGGAAGGAAAGCUCCAAUACUUGGCUAAGGAGGUGGAACAAAAGGAGCCAAAAGGGAGGAAAGUCCAUGUAACCAUGAGGGAGGGUGCCAAGGUGGCAUCACAAGUCCCACAUGCGGCGCUGGCAGAGAGGGCCCGUGCCUACUGUACAGGUCCUUCGUACCAUGGCUGCUCAGGGAAUGCCCUGCCCCUGGCUCCGGCACAGAGUCUGUGGGCUGUACAGAGAGAUGGAGCAGUCCGGCUGAGAAUGGAGCCUACAGGUGCCGGAUCAGAACCUCCCCUCACAGUGGCACAACUCAUGGCAGAGGCAGUGAGACGGUUUGGGCAGCAGGUGGCGCUGUGUGUGCGGAAGGCUGAGGAGUGGCACAGGGUAACCUACCUACAGUAUGAGCAGCAGUGCCGGGCUGUGUCCAAGGGGUUAAUCAGGGUUGGGUUAAGACGGUUCCAUGGUGUUGUGAUUCUUGGAAAGAAUUCUCCUGAAUGGUUCAUAGCGGAAAUUGGAUCUAUUAUGGCCGGGGGCCUGGCUGUUGUCAUUGACCCCUUAUGUACAGCAUCGUUCCUUCUGGAUGUGGCACAGAACACUGAGGCCCAAGUAAUUCUGCUCCAGGACCACAGGCAGCUGAGAAAGGUCUUACAGGUUCAGAGGAAAUUGCCCCAAGUGAAGGCCAUUGUCCAGUGGGAAGGAGGAAAGGAGUCACCACAUCCCAGACUUUACACAUGGGAGGAGCUUAUUCUUCUUGGUAUGGAGGUUCCAGAUUCCAAGCUUGAUGAUGUCAUUGCCUCUCAGAAGCCCAACCAAUGCUGUUCUGUGUUUUACGCUAAGGACGACCCCAGAGGAGUCAUGUUGAGUCAUGAUAAUCUGACGUGGGUGUCUCAGACCACCUGUAAGCAUCUCAGCCUGGGCAAACAUGAUGUUGUGAUCAGCUAUCUGCCCCUCAACCAAGUGGCUGCCCAGCUGUUUGACCUCUGGAUACCCCUCUGCAGUGGGGGCACCACUUACUUUGCUGAAGCAGAUGCACUGAGGAAAUCUCUCCUCCGAACACUGCGGGAGGUGCGUCCCACGCGGUUUCUUGGGUUCCCUUGUUUUUGGGAGAAGAUUCAAACAAGAUGGAUGACACUGGAGGAGAAGGCUAAGCUCUUCCCUAGAAAGAUUAUGGGCUGGGGUCGGGGUGUGGGACUCACUAACUACCAGAAGGAAGGGGCUGGAGCUGCCCCCUGGGGAUUCUCUCUUGCUCAGAGAUUGGUUUUUCACCCAGCCAGAGUGGCCCUGGGCCUCGAUCGGUGCAGUCUUUGCUAUGUUGGCACAGUACCCAUCACACAAGGGACAAUGGAGUAUUAUGGCAGCCUAGGACUAACGUUACUUAAUGUGUAUGGCAGGAAUGAGAGCAGUGGGGUGCACAGCUUGGCAAUGAAUAAUGCAUGGAGGACAAAAAGUUCUGGCCUAGAAAUACUGGGGUGCAGGACCCAUAUAAAAGAACCCCUAAGACAAGGGGCCACAGGGGAGCUCUGUUUGUGGGGGCGCCAUGUCUUUAUGGGCUACCUGGGCAUGGAGAAGGAGACACAGGCAGCGCUGGAUGGCGAGGGUUGGCUGCUCACUAGUGACCUGGGAACAAGAGACCCCAGUGGAUUCCUGUAUGUCACAGAGUGGGGGGCAGGACCUUAUGAGAGACCAGUGUUGCUUGAGGAACCCCAGCAAAGGUGGAGCAGUGAGGGUCUCUACAUGGAAAUAUAACCUACCCCAAGCCUACCAGCCCUACUGGAAUACUAUCGUGGACAACAUUUGUGGGGGCCCAGAGCUGUGAACAGUUCUCUGCUGGUGAUUUCAGCCCUGCACAUACAGUAGCCAUGGACACAUACUACUGGUGCCUUGAACCCUGGCCUACAAGUAUAGGGUCCUUCAGUCCUGAAGCCUGGUGUUUAAAUAGACAUUCUCUUGCUCAGUCAAGAGGAAGAGAGAUGAGAGCACUUUAUGGGUGAGCUCUUCCCAAAGAUUCUAGAUAUCUUUUAUUCUUACUAACUAAUGAUAAUAAAUGUGUUUUUGUA